UUCAUGUGUCUAAUGGAAAGGUCUCGUGCGUCUCUUGGCACCUGAGUGACUGGCUCCUGCCUACCUCCCCCAGGAAGCCCAGGAAACCACGUGAUGGCAGCUCUGCACCUGUGUGCCGUGUCCCAGGCCAAGGUGACUUUCGAGGACGUGGCUGUGCUCCUCUCCCCAGAGGAGUGGGGAUGUCUGGGCCCUGCUCAGAGGGGCCUCUACAGGGAUGUGAUGCUGGAGACCUACAGGAACCUGGUCUCUCUGGGAGCUGGACCUGCAGGUCCCAAGCCUGGGGUGAUCACACAGCUGGAGCGAGGGGAUGAACCGUGGGUCCUGGACACGCAGGGUGCCGAGGGGAGUGAACGGCUGGGAGUCAAUGGCUCAGCUCAUGGGAUCAGCACUGAGUACAGGGAGUUGACUUCAGGGGAGAUGCUUGACAGGGCAGAACUGGACCGACUCAGGGGAACUGUUUCCCAGGGACCUGAGCCAGGAGAAGCCUGUACACCUGUUGGGGAGCUGGAGGAGAGCCUGGACCAGCCCAUGGAGCUGGGAGGCCCCCAGCCAAUCACACUGACCAGCAGAGAGAGCAGCCGGGAGUCUGGGGGAAGACUCCGGUUGGGUUCAAGCCCUGUCCCUGAUUACAGAUCUCACAAAUGCAAUAUAUGUGAGCAAAGUUUUGAACAGAGAUCAUAUCUAAAUAACCAUAAGCGUGUACACAGGUCAAAACAAACAAAUAUGGUUCAUGAUUCUGGGGAAAUCUUCAGUGCAAAUGUGGUUGUUAAAGAAGAUCAGAAAAUUCCUGUUGGGAAAACAGUGCAUUACUGUGGUUACUGUAGGAAAGCCUUCAGGUACAGUGCAAACCUCGUCAAGCACCAGCGGCUCCACAGUGCGGAGAAGCCCUACAAGUGUGAUGAGUGUGGGAAAGCCUUCAGCCAGAGCUGUGAGUUCAUCAGUCACCGAAGGGUGCACUCGGGGGAGGUCCCCUACCGGUGCGACCAGUGCGGGAAGAUGUUCAACCGGAGGCCCAACCUGAUGAAGCAUCAGAGGGUCCACACUGGGGAGAAGCCCUACCAGUGCAGUGAGUGUGGGAAACACUUCAGUGCCUACUCUUCCCUUAUUUAUCACCAGCGAAUCCACACUGGAGAGAAACCCUACAAGUGCAGCGACUGUGGGAAAGCCUUUGGUGACAGCUCAGUCCUUAUCCGCCAUCGUCGGACUCACACUGGAGAGAAGCCAUUUGAGUGUAAGGAAUGUGGCAAAGGCUUUACCCAGAGUUCUAACCUUAUCCAACACCAGAGAAUCCACACUGGAGAGAAGCCCUACAAAUGUAAUGAAUGCGAGAAAGCCUUCAUCCAAAAAACCAAACUUGUUGAACAUCAGAGAAGCCACACUGGAGAGAAGCCCUAUGAGUGUAAUGACUGUGGCAAAGUCUUCAGCCAGAGCACACACCUCAUCCAGCAUCAGAGGAUCCACACGGGGGAGAAACCCUACCAGUGCAGCGACUGUGGAAAGGCCUUCCACAACAGCUCCAGACUCAUCCAUCACCAAAGGUCGCACCAUGGAGAGAAGCCGUACAAGUGCAGCGAUUGCAAGAAGGCCUUCAGCCAGGGUGCUUACCUCACCCAGCACCAGCGGAUCCACACCGGGGAGAAGCCCUACAAAUGCAGUGAGUGUGGCAAGGCCUUCCGGCACAGCUCCAACGUGUUCCAGCAUCAGAGGAUCCACCUCCGGGAGGACUUCUCCACCUGACGCUGAAGGCCCCGGAGUUCUGCCAGGCACUUCCACAGCCCCGUUAUUUAGUGGCCGCACAGGGUUGCCACAGGUGAAAGGCAUUUCUGUUAAAUUUUUAAAAACCUCUUAAACCAAAGCAGUGCAUGCUCAUUUGAGAGAAACUGAGGAAGGCAAGCAAAAAGGAGAGGCUCCUAUACUCUUUCCUUCUUAGAAAAAGAAAAUUCAAUUUAUCAGAAACUAAUAAAGUAUUCUCUAAAGGGUUAAAAAAAGAAAAGAAAAGUCAUCACUGCUGACUUAGUGUGUUUCCUCUCAGACACUGAGGAGCCCUUUGAGAGGUGUCUAAAUAUUUUAAAGAAAAUACUGUUAUGCUUGUCAUUGCAGCACCCAGGACUGUUACCUUUGCUCUUUCCUUAAUGCCAGAAAAUUCACACUGGACAGAAUUCCACAUAUUUACAUAUAGCAAAUUUUUAAAAAUUAACAUAAGUCAUACUUUUCCAUGUACUUAAUAGAGU
Messenger RNA from Pteronotus mesoamericanus, 2231 nucleotides. It is a transcript of the gene ZNF34, whose product is annotated as zinc finger protein 34. The record is from RefSeq and is a predicted model, not a curated record. The transcript is spliced from 5 exons. Gene Ontology annotation, molecular function: DNA-binding transcription repressor activity, RNA polymerase II-specific; RNA polymerase II cis-regulatory region sequence-specific DNA binding. Gene Ontology annotation, cellular component: nucleoplasm. Gene Ontology annotation, biological process: regulation of transcription by RNA polymerase II. Bases 94 to 1737 code for a protein of 547 amino acids. NCBI's taxonomy places the organism in Eukaryota, Metazoa, Chordata, Mammalia, Chiroptera, Mormoopidae.